GAAAUUGUUCCAGCAACAAGAAGACUGGAGAUUUAAGCACAACAUCAGGCUUCGAAGACAGUACAGACCUGCAUAAACCAAGCCCAGCUAAAGUGAGUCAGCUUCCUGAUAUUGACGCACAGUUCCAGAAGUCAGUGACAUGGAAUUUCCAAGUUUCAAUGAUGAAGAUAUACAAGAUGUACAGAAUAAGCACCACAAAUACUAUCAGAGCUCUAAAACAAUGAUUCCUAUACGUCCAAAGCCAAAGAAUCCAUCUCCAUCUCCAGUAGAUGAUGCUGGCUUAUUUUCAUUCAUCUAUUUCUCAUGGCUGACACCACUGAUGAUCAAAGGGUUCAAGAAAAAACUGAAUCAAGACACUGUGCCUCCCCUCUCCCAGUUCAAUUGUUCAGAUGUGAACGCCAGAAGAUUCUUACGCCUUUGGAAGAAUGAGUUGGAAAGAAUGGGCAGCGAGAAAGCUUCUUUGGAGAAAGUGGCUGUGCAGUUUCAGCGAACAAGACUUAUUAUGAAUAUAAUUUGCACGGUCAUUUGUAUGAUUUCUAGCUUUUUGGGACCGGCAGUGCUGGUUCAUGCUAUCCUCCAACAUAUUGAAAAAAAGUCAGACAAUCUUGUUUAUGGAGUCGGUCUAUGCUUUGCCUUAUUUACCACAGAGCUCUGUAAAACAACUUUCUUCACAGCCUCAUGGGCUAUCAAUUAUCAGACUGCCAUUCGACUAAAAGGUGCCAUUUCUACUUUGGCAUUUGUUAAGCUGAUCCAUCUUAAAAGUUUAAACAAUAUUUCCAUUGGUGAGGUAUUGAAUCUACUAUCAAAUGAUGGUCAUCGACUAUUUGAAGCUGCUUUGUUUUGUCCUUUUAUAUUCGGUACUCCAAUAUUGCUGAUCAGCUGCACAAUAUAUUCUUACGUUAUCCUUGGUCCAACAUCUUUGUUGGGGAUUGUUGCUUAUAUUUUAUUUAUACCUGUUCAGAAGCAGUCACUUUUGGAAAAUCAUUGUAAGAAUGGAAUUGCAAAAGUUAAAUCCAUUCUUUUGGAAGAUAUGGAUUACCCAGAUGUUCGUAAAACUGAACGAAAGAUAUUAGAAAAAGCAGGAUAUGUUCAAAGUGUGAAUACUUCAGUGGCUCCUAUUGUACCAACAUUGGCCACAGUCCUCACAUUUGUUGUACACACGCUCCUGGGAUAUGAGUUGACAGCAUCCACGGCAUUUACUGUGAUCGCAGUUUUCAAUUCAAUGAAGUUUUCAUUGGCCAGUCUGCCAUAUUCUGUUAAAGCAUUUGCAGAGGCUAAAGUUUCUUUACGGAGGUUAAAGAAAAUUCUAGUCAUGAAAGAUCCUGUUGUAUACAUGAAAACUCUGAAAGACUCUCCACAUGUGGUCCUGAUGGAAAAUGCUUCACUUUCAUGGGACAACACAAAUGGCAAUGGAAAAUUAUAUUCUGCUGACAAGGUGCCAAAAGGAAAAAAAGUUUCUGAAGCAAAUGGAACAAAUGAGCCCAACAUUUCUGGUCAACUGCCAGAAAUCACAUCUAAAACAUCAACAGAGAAAGACAGCCCUAUAUUAAUGACUCUCCAUAAUAUAAGCUUCAGUUUGGAAAAGGGGUCACUUUUAGGAGUUUGUGGAAAUGUAGGAAGUGGAAAAAGUUCUUUAAUAUCUGCUCUACUGGGACAGAUGGUUUUACACAAUGGGGUGGUAGCUAUCAAUGGAUCACUUGCUUUUGUAUCGCAGCAAGCAUGGAUAUUUCAUGGGAGUGUCAGAGAAAAUAUACUAUUUGGAAAGACUUAUGACGAAGAAAGGUAUAAGAAAGUGAUUGAAGUCUGCAGUCUAGAACAGGACUUGAAAAUACUCCCCUUUGGUGAUUUUACUGAAAUAGGAGAAAGAGGGAUCAACCUGUCCGGUGGGCAGAAACAACGAAUUAGCAUUGCUCGUGCUGUGUAUUCAGACCAAGAAGUUUAUCUGUUGGAUGAUCCCUUAUCAGCUGUGGACGCCCAUGUUGGGAAGCACAUCUUUGAGCAGUGUAUCAAAAAAGCACUCCAGAAGAAAACAGUGAUUCUGGUCACUCAUCAGCUGCAGUAUUUAGAACACUGUGAUGAAAUCGUUCUAUUAGAGGAUGGCAAAAUUAAAGAAAAAGGAAAACAUGAAUUAUUGAUGAAUGAGAAUGGACACUAUGCCAGUCUGAUCAACAAUUAUCAAAUGAACCAACCAAAUAGUUCAGAACAGGACAAUGUGAUGCCACCUAGCUCUGAAACAGAAAACCUGGAUGGAAUUGCUUCAAGCACAGGAUUAAAAGGCUUAGACAAUGCUGCAUUUGAUAUGACUGAUGAGAAGAAUGAUUCAGCAGAUGAAAAUGCUGAGAAUGUGAAGACAAUGAAACAAGAUGGAAACCAUACGAAAGCACAAAAAACGCAACUUACAAAAGAAGAGGAGAACCAAUCAGGCUCAGUAUCAGGAAAAACUUACCACCAUUAUAUUAUGGCAGGGGGAGGAUAUAUAUUCUUUCUAUUUGUUCUCUUUAUGUUCAUCCUUAUAAUCGGCUGUACAACUUUUAGUGGAUGGUGGUUAAGUUACUGGAUAGAAGAGGGAGCUGGGGCUGACUGUAUUGCACAAAGGAACAACACCACGACAGUGGACUGUAGCAGCAUCACCAAUAAUCCCCAGCUAGGAUUCUACCAACUAAUUUAUGGGAUGUCCAUUGUUGUAACAAUUGUUCUGAGUGUUAUUAAGGGAUUUGCUUUCACAAAGUUUACUUUGAAGUCUUCAUCUACAUUACAUGACAAUGUAUUCUACAAGAUUUUGCACUGUCCAAUGAAGUUCUUUGACACCACCCCAAUUGGAAGGAUCAUUAACCGCUUUUCCAAGGACAUGGACGAAAUUGAUGUGAGGCUACCUUUUCAAGCCGAGAAUUUUCUACAACAGGUGUUGAUAGUACUAUUCACAAUAGCAACCUUGGCAGCAGUGUUUCCAUAUCUUCUCAUCGCAGUUGUUAUCAUGGCUACAUUUUUUGUAAUCAUUUUCAGACUUUUUCAAAAAGGCAUCAGAGAAUUGAAGAGAAUAGAAAAUGUUAGCAGAUCCCCCUGGUUCUCUCACAUUACCGCAAGUAUUCAAGGAAUAAGCACAAUUCAUGCCUACAAUAAAACAGAUGAUUUUAUUGAAAAAUUUAAAGACUUAAGUGAUAAAAAUUCUAGUCAUUUUUUACUAUUUAACUGUUCCAUGCGAUGGCUCGCUGUGAGGAUUGAUAUUCUCACAGCUAUCAUGACUUUGACUGUGGCCCUGUUUGUCAUCCUGGGUCCUGACUCAAUUCCUGCGUCAAAUAAGGGACUUGCUUUGUCAUAUGCUAUUCAGCUGACAGGAUUACUCCAAAUCUGCAUAAGAAUGGGGAUUGAAACAGAAGCCAGAUUCAUAUCAGUAGAACGAAUAAUGGAAUAUAUAAAGACUUGUGUUUCAGAAGCCCCAUGUCAUAUUAAAAAUGCAACAGUAUCCAAGGAAUGGCCUAAUCAAGGUGCAAUCAUAUUUAAGAACUAUGAAAUGAAAUACAGAGAAAAUACUCCAAUAGUUUUAAAAGGGUUGCAUUUAAAUAUAGAAGCUCAGGAGAAAAUUGGAAUUGUUGGAAGAACAGGAUCAGGAAAGUCGUCACUGAGUGUUGCAUUAUUCAGGCUAGUUGAACCGGUUGCUGGGACCAUCCUGAUUGAUAAUGUCGAUAUUUGCACUCUUGCUUUGGAAGACCUGAGAAGUAAACUUUCAGUGAUUCCACAGGACCCAGUUCUAUUUGUUGGUACGGUGAGGUACAACUUAGACCCUUUUUGGAAUUACAAAGACGAUGCAAUUUGGGAAGCCCUCGAGAGGACCUAUAUGAAGGAUAUGAUUUCAAAACUUCCAAAGAAACUGGAUUCUGAGGUAAUUGAAAAUGGGGAAAACUUUUCUGUUGGAGAACGUCAGUUACUUUGCAUGGCAAGAGCACUUCUGAGGCAUUCAAAGAUUAUAGUUUUAGAUGAGGCUACAGCAUCUAUUGAUUCAGAAACAGAUUCGUUGGUUCAACGGACCAUCAGAGAAGCAUUUAAAGACUGCACAAUGCUGACAAUUGCACAUCGAAUAAAUACAGUUCUGGAAUGUGACAGAAUUCUAGUUAUGGAUAAUGGAAAGGCUGUGGAAUUCGACAAGCCAGAUGUGCUGGUACAGAAUCAGAAUUCAAUUUUUGCAUCUAUGCUGGCUGCUACCAACAAAAUGGAAUCAUAAACAUGCAAAGAAAAUUCACACCUGUGUUCAGAAUUUCUACAAAAACAUACUUUGAUUAGAUUAGAGAAAGAUUGACUCAAAUUUUCUGAAAUAUAAAUGUGCUUAUGGAGCUGAAUGCAUUAUUUUGAAUAUAUCAAUGUGAUGAGCAAUUACUUAUAUAAUCUCAUGUUUCAGCUAUUGAGGGGUGGGGAUAAAUUGGCUCCAACUUGUAUUAUCGUGAUGAUACUGAAGUUAUACACCAUUGAGUUUAAUGAUAAUUUAUUUCAGGAAAUAAAAUAUCGGAGCCUCAAUGUCAAAAA
Messenger RNA from Rhincodon typus (whale shark), 4518 nucleotides. It is a transcript of the gene abcc12, whose product is annotated as ATP-binding cassette, sub-family C (CFTR/MRP), member 12. Gene Ontology annotation, molecular function: ABC-type transporter activity; ATP binding; ATP hydrolysis activity. The transcript is spliced from 30 exons. The record is from RefSeq and is a predicted model, not a curated record. Bases 140 to 4219 code for a protein of 1359 amino acids. NCBI's taxonomy places the organism in Eukaryota, Metazoa, Chordata, Chondrichthyes, Orectolobiformes, Rhincodontidae. Gene Ontology annotation, biological process: transmembrane transport. Gene Ontology annotation, cellular component: membrane.